This is a messenger RNA of Abrus precatorius (Indian licorice), 1034 nucleotides long. RefSeq names its product ethylene-responsive transcription factor WIN1-like. The transcript is spliced from 2 exons. Gene Ontology annotation, biological process: regulation of DNA-templated transcription. The record is from RefSeq and is a predicted model, not a curated record. Gene Ontology annotation, molecular function: DNA binding; DNA-binding transcription factor activity. The coding region runs from base 109 to 771 and encodes 220 amino acids. Lineage: Eukaryota; Viridiplantae; Streptophyta; Magnoliopsida; Fabales; Fabaceae.
CUCCCUCUAUAUCUAUUCCCCUCUGUUCCUUCUGUACUUGGCCAUCACUGUUUGUGAGUCCAAAAUCACUGGCACAAUCCCUGAACCCCAGUAUACUAUAACACCAUCAUGGUGCAAUCAAAGAAGUUCAGAGGUGUCAGGCAGCGUCAUUGGGGUUCAUGGGUAUCUGAAAUUCGCCACCCACUGCUGAAGAGAAGGGUGUGGCUUGGCACAUUUGAAACAGCAGAAGAAGCAGCUAGAGCUUAUGAUCAAGCUGCAAUUUUGAUGAGUGGUCGAAAUGCCAAAACCAAUUUCCCAAUAACCCAAACACCUGAAGGUGACCCAAAGAGCACUAACAGUGAGGACACUCCCUCCACCUCAAAGGAUCUGGAAGAAAUCCUACAUGCAAAGCUUCGAAAAUGUGGCAAGGUACCCUCGCCUUCCAUGACAUGUUUGAGGCUUGACACAGAGAACUCUCAUAUUGGAGUGUGGCAAAAGCGUGCUGGGAGGCGUUCUGAUUCGAACUGGGUCAUGACGGUUCAGCUGGGAAAGAAGAGUGGCAAUGAGGGUAGUAGUGAAGAGAGUGGUAAUAGUAGUAAUCUUCUACCUUCUUCUGAACAACAAUCUCCAUCAGCAGUGAAUGAUCAUCAAGAACUGGUGAGAUCAGAGAUUGAUGAAGAGGAGAGAAUUGCCCUUCAGAUGAUAGAGGAACUCCUCAACGACAGGAACUGUCCUAGCCCAUCAUUUAACAACAUUCAAGAAAGGGAUCAUCAUGACAGCUUCUUCCUUUAAGGCUCUUUCCAUGAAUAACAACGUUAUGGUAUUCACAUGCAUGUUUAAUCUUCAGCAAGGUCAUUAUUUGUGGGAAAAGCAAGUUGUAGCUAUAGACUAUAAAAUAAGUGGUGUCAUAUAUGUCCUAUGUCAUGUCUUAUGUCUAAAAAUAUUUAUCUAUAGGUCAUAAUUAUUUUAAGUGUAGAUAUUUAUAUACAUAUACAUAUACAUUUACAUAUAUAUAUAUACAUGCAUGCACAGCCCAUAUAAGACUUGGGGCAUUG